GCUGCCUUGUCCCUCAUCUUUUUGGACGAGGUGGAGACACUCUGCCCUCCCAGCGCCUCCGACAGUGGAGCAGAGCCCGAGUGUAUCCGACCUUCUCCCUCUCCUCCCUCCCUCCCUCCAACCCUCCCAUCUAGGUCUCUCGCGUCGCCGCCCAGCUCGGGAGCUGCUUGGACUCCCUCCCUCCCUCCGUCUUGGUCGUGGGCGCCACCAACAGACCUCAUGAGGUGCAUCCCUCCCUGCGACGGCCGGGGCGCUUUGACCUGGAGGUGGGGGGAGAGGGAAGGAGAUCGCGUGGAGGGUUAUCCUGGCAUGGUCUGGAUCCACAAGGAGAGGAAUAUUCAGGGGAAAAAGGAGGAGAGGAGGCUCCUCGUUGCUCCUCCCACGGUGGAUGAACGCCUCGCCGUCCUCCUCGCACUCCUCCCUCCCUCCCUCUCCGCCUGUCCGUCUUUCUCUCUGGGCAAUGUGGCG
This is a messenger RNA of Nannochloropsis gaditana CCMP526, 468 nucleotides long. RefSeq lists its product as uncharacterized. The record is from RefSeq and is a predicted model, not a curated record. The annotation marks the transcript as partial. The transcript is spliced from 3 exons.